UGCAAAUGCGUGGGGAAAGGCCUGUAGCGCCAGCUUGGCAAGUGAAAAGAGAUGGCGAGUAGAAGAAAAGAAAAGCGAGCGCUCCGAUGACAAAAGUCCAGUCAACCAUAGGCUCGACACAAGCUCACGACGGACGGAACGCGACAACAUGAUGGCGAAGAAGCAUCAAGCACAUCGAGUAGCGAUGCGAUCUUCUAGCUGUUUUCUAAGGUCUCAACCACUGCUGUUUUUGCUUUGCUGCAUCCUAAUGAGUCACAUCCUCCCUCUGUACACAAGCGUGGCUUGACCAACUUGACCUGCACAGUACAGGUCAUCUGGACCAGAAUAAGCAACUGCAAUAUCUCUUGUGGAUAAUCACAACGAUACUUCUAGUGUACUAUGGCAGGCAUCUAUAACGGCCAUAUCUUGGAAUUUCCGUUCAUUCGGGUAGACUCUUUUGUCGCUCCGCCAGCAUCUCAUCGACCUCAAUGGCUUAUCCCUCGGCCUUUCUCGUCUCCAUCUGAACCUCUUGAAUUUUAUCAACCUCCGCGAGCUCAACUGUUUCUGUUGAGCCACACACAUGCCGAUCAUGUCGUGGGACUUACUUCAGAUUUUACAGGACAUAUAAUAUGCUCCCCAGAUACAAAGCGGAUGUUGUUGGAUCUAGAGCCAGAGAGGGAGAGACAAUGGCUGGAUAAAGGGAUUAGAGAGAUCAAAACCAAGAGAUUUGGAGGAUUGGCGGCGAAAAGAGGGAUUCAUGGGAAGGUAGUCGAUCGUAUAGAAGCGUUGCCAUAUGGACAACCUAAAGUGUUCACUUUAGGCUACGAAAGUGAGAAACCUCAGGAGAUAACUAUAACACUGUUGGAUGCCAACCACUGUCCUGGAUCGACUAUGUUCCUCAUAACGUCUGAUAAAAAGGCUGUCCUUCACACAGGUGACGUGCGAGCAGAUACAAGGUUCAUUGAUUCGUUGAAAAGGAACCCAAUCCUUCAAGAGUUUCUUGCUCCGGCUUCCGUGUAUCAGAAAGCCAAAAGUCUUGUUGGAGGUGGAAGAAGAGUGUUGGACAGGAUUUAUCUGGACACAGCAGCAAUACUGGGAACUGGUGAUAUGCCGGAUAAGGAGCCGGUCCUACAAGAGCUGGUAAAAAUCAUGGGUCUUUACCCCGAGGAUACUACCUUCUUCCUCAAUACUUGGUGUUUUGGCUGGGAAGAUGUUAUCAAAGAGGUAGCGAGGUAUUUCAAUGAAAAGGUUCAUGUCGACAGGUAUAAGAGGCAGAUCUAUUCUGCCGUCAGAUCUGAUCCUUUCCUUCUCAAUUGUACAACUACCGACCCCCAUGAAACCCGAUUUCACGCAUGUGAACGCUUCGCCAAAUGUGUCGCCUGUCGUCGAUUUGAUGAUGAGAGCGGCAAACCGGUAUACAAUCUGAACAAGAUGAUUGUACAUGUGAAUAUGGUAGAAGUGAAACAGGUAGGCUGGGACAGUAGGAGGCAGGGGUUUAUGGAAACAUUGUUCAAGGCGGCUGGAAAAGGUGGUCCUUGGCCACUCAACAUUGAUAUCCCCAUCUCACGCCACAGUUCUCUACCUGAAUUACAAUCACUUGUCAAGCUGUUUAAGCCUUUGGGUCUCACCCCCAAUACUGUCGCCUCCUAUGCCAAAGGUUUGGACUACUAUCUCUUACCUGACCUAUUCGAAGACUGUCUCUCCCCUGGAGGUUAUGAGCGUAUAGUAGUCGAGCGGGAUCAUUACCUUGGGCAGGUGUAUGGUAAAUGGUACACAGAGGGCCUGAAUAAGCUUAGGCAACAAGGUUUUGGUGUCUACCCCGACAUAGAUAAAAUAGAAAGAGAGGAUUACUACUACAAGCGAGAAGAUUAUCUUCCCGAAGAUAUGGUUGCCGAGGGCUCCUUAAACGGUAAGGCACAAAAAGUACUUGGCGCGACAAGGACGGACAUCUCGAUGGAUCAAGUGAGCCGCUUGGGAGGACUGCCUUCGCUCAGCCCGAAAGAGAUUUACAAUCGCGCUUUACGACUUAUGAAUCAGGCUCUCGUAGACAAUUCGAAGUCGGCGGCCAUGGACAGGAGCGGUGAGUGGGAGUAUGAUACUGAAGAGGAAUCAAUGGGGCGGAGAAAGCGGAGAAGGAGGUUUGCCAGUUCGCCAUACGAGUCAUCACAAGAGAUGAUAACAGAAGCUGAGAAGCAGGAGGAGGGCAUCCUUUGUGCAACACACGAGGAAACGAGAGACGAGAUCGACAUGAAGCCGUUCGUAGAUAACAUUCAAGGGAUACCCGCUCCAGAGGUUGCCAUUGAUCGAGCUCAAAUUCAGCCAACAUCGCCAUCCAAUGUCAAACUACGCCCACCGAAUCCAAAUCUGGUCAAAGUGAAACUUGAACCCGUAUCUCCUCGAGCGCCUUUACAUACUCUUCGGCCGAAUAUACAUCAUAUCUCUGGGGUUUCGAUGAGUGACAAGCUCCCUAUCACAGCUUCUUCCAGUACAAAACCUCCAGGCGGCCGUAAAAGAGACUGCACUGGAUCUCCAUACCCCUUCUCAAGCCAGAGCAAAAUGCGAGGAAAGCGAUCGAUGAGUAAAGAAGAACUUGAGAGGAUGCGAAAGCGAUUAGCCGAGGGCGGGGGGCCGGGGCUAGGGAGGGGAUUAGGACGAAUGAAGAGAGCGGAUGCAUAGGGAUUGGACAUUUGCUGCGGGUCAUCAUACAUGUCACUCAUGUCACUCAUGUCACUAUCUGUUGUUGUUUUUAGGAGAUGAACAAUUAGGAAAUGAACAGUUUUAUGUCAGGGGGGUUGUCGUAGUCAAAGAAGGUUGAAGGGGAAUUGCAUUUCCCCUUUGAUAUAAGUAAUGACAACA
Cryptococcus deneoformans JEC21 is the source of this 2835-nucleotide messenger RNA. Its product is annotated as expressed protein. Lineage: Eukaryota; Fungi; Basidiomycota; Tremellomycetes; Tremellales; Cryptococcaceae. Gene Ontology annotation, biological process: protection from non-homologous end joining at telomere; double-strand break repair via nonhomologous end joining; interstrand cross-link repair. The transcript is spliced from 7 exons. The record is from RefSeq and is a predicted model, not a curated record. Gene Ontology annotation, molecular function: damaged DNA binding; 5'-3' DNA exonuclease activity. The coding region runs from base 379 to 2655 and encodes 758 amino acids.